GUGUAGUAAUUAACGAGCGAACAUCAGGUGGCGGUGCUCUCUCUUUCUCUUUCGUGGGUUCUGGUUUGGGACACAUCCAACACACUUCCUGUGUCGGAGACGAGAGAGAGCUGUGUCUCUGGUUGUUACUCCAUUGGACUCUCUCUCUCUCUCUCUCUCUCUAAAGCUUAGGACUCUGUUUCUGUUUACUUGGACUCGCCUUAACCUACACCCGCUUUCUGCUUAUCAUGCGCUGCUUUGUACAGAGUUAAUACGACACCAAGCAAUUUUUUUUCCCCAGUUUUCUUAAUCUUUCUCUGGCUUUUCAGCUUUAAUUAGGAAAGUGAGAUUAUAGAGAUAUCAAGAUGGCAUGGACAGACAAAGAUAAUGGAAAUGGGAAAGAGCGGGAACCAAUAGGUGAUAAUGGUUUGUUGAAAGGUUCACAGCCUUCUCCAAAUGCAAGCAGCUCUCCUGUUGGUAUAGCUGCAGCACUGAAGGGGUUUCAAGGGAAGGAUGCUCUCUCUUAUGCCAACAUUCUUCGUUCAAGGAACAAAUUUGUUGAUGCUCUUGCUAUUUAUGAGAGUGUCUUGGAGAAAGAUAAUGUAAAUGUUGAAGCUCACAUUGGAAAAGGCAUAUGCCUGCAGAUGCAGAACAUGGGAAGGCUUGCUUUUGAUAGUUUUUCUGAAGCCAUCCGGCUAGAUCCACAGAAUGCUUGUGCCCUCACUCAUUGUGGUAUAUUGUACAAAGAUGAGGGUCGACUGGUAGAGGCUGCUGAGUCGUAUCAGAAGGCUCUGAGAGCAGACUCUUCCUAUAAACCAGCUGCGGAAUGCCUAGCAAUUGUCUUAACGGAUAUUGGUACAAGCUUAAAACUUGCUGGCAAUACACAGGAGGGCAUUCAGAAGUAUUAUGAGGCUCUUAAGAUUGAUCCCCAUUAUGCGCCUGCAUAUUAUAACCUUGGUGUUGUGUAUUCUGAAAUGAUGCAAUAUGACACUGCCCUAGGUUGCUAUGAGAAGGCUGCAUUGGAGAGGCCCAUGUAUGCUGAAGCUUAUUGUAACAUGGGUGUCAUCUAUAAAAACCGAGGCGAUUUGGAGGCAGCCAUUGCAUGUUACGAAAGGUGUCUAACUGUGUCACCUAACUUUGAGAUUGCAAAGAAUAAUAUGGCAAUUGCUUUGACUGAUUUAGGAACAAAGGUUAAAUUGGAGGGAGACAUCAAUCAAGGCGUUGCAUUUUACAAGAAGGCUUUGUAUUACAAUUGGCACUAUGCUGAUGCCAUGUAUAAUCUUGGAGUUGCUUAUGGUGAAAUGCUGAAGUCUGACAUGGCAAUUGUGUUUUAUGAACUUGCUUUCCACUUCAAUCCUCAAUGUGCAGAGGCAUGCAAUAAUUUGGGAGUAAUAUAUAAAGACCGAGACAACCUUGAUAAAGCUGUGGAGUGUUAUCAAAUGGCUUUAUCAAUCAAACCAAACUUCUCUCAGUCUUUGAACAACCUUGGUGUCGUCUACACUGUUCAGGGUAAAAUGGAUGCUGCAGCAAGUAUGAUUGAAAAAGCUAUAAUGGCAAAUGCCACAUAUGCUGAAGCAUAUAAUAAUCUAGGGGUCCUCUACAGAGAUGCUGGCAAUAUAGCAAUGUCUAUUAAUGCUUAUGAGCAAUGCCUUAAGAUAGAUCCCGAUUCUCGCAAUGCAGGCCAGAAUCGGCUGCUUGCUAUGAACUACAUAAAUGAGGGGCAUGAUGAUAAGCUUUUUGACGCUCACAGAGACUGGGGCAGGCGCUUUAUGAAGUUGUAUCCUCAGUACACUUCAUGGGACAAUCCAAACGAUCCAGAGAGGCCACUUGUGAUAGGAUAUGUAUCUCCAGAUUAUUUUACCCAUUCUGUAUCUUAUUUCAUUGAGGCCCCUCUUGUAUAUCAUGAUUAUGCAAAUUACAAGGUGGCAGUUUAUUCAGCAGUUGUGAAGGCUGAUGCAAAGACUAAUAGGUUUAGGGAGAAAGUCCUAAAAAACGGUGGCAUAUGGCGGGAUAUAUAUGGGAUUGAUGAAAAGAAUGUGGCGAACAUGGUUAGAGAAGAUAAAGUUGAUAUCUUGGUGGAACUUACUGGACAUACAGCUAACAAUAAGUUGGGAAUGAUGGCAUGCAGACCAGCACCAGUUCAGGUGACUUGGAUUGGCUACCCAAAUACAACUGGUUUGCCUACCAUUGAUUAUAGAAUCACUGAUUCACUGGCUGACCCUCCAGAUACAAAGCAAAAGCAUGUUGAGGAGUUAGUUCGACUACCGGAAUGUUUCCUUUGUUAUACUCCAUCCCCAGAAGCUGGAACUGUUUCUCCUACUCCUGCACUUGCUAAUGGCUUUGUUACCUUUGGUAGCUUUAAUAAUCUGGCAAAGAUAACUCCUACAGUUUUGCAAGUUUGGGCUAGGAUACUUUGUGCUGUACCAAACUCUCGCCUUGUGGUAAAGUGCAAGCCAUUCUGUUGUGAUAGUGUUAGACAGAGAUUCCUUAAAAUGUUAGAGGAUCUGGGGUUAGAAUCAUUGCGUGUUGAUCUCUUGCCAUUAAUUCUUCUCAACCAUGAUCAUAUGCAAGCAUAUUCUCUCAUGGAUAUUAGCUUGGAUACUUUUCCGUAUGCUGGAACAACGACAACAUGUGAAUCUCUUUACAUGGGAGUUCCAUGUGUUACCAUGGCUGGUGCAGUACAUGCUCACAACGUUGGUGUGAGUCUUCUUAGCAACGUUGGGCUGGGGCAUCUGAUUGCCAAAAAUGAAGAUGAAUAUGUCCAGUUGGCAUUGCAGCUUGCAUCAGACAUACCAGCUCUAUCAAAUUUGAGGAUGAGUCUCAGGGACCUUAUGUCGAAGUCUCCUGUAUUUGAUGGACCCAAUUUUACACUUGGUUUGGAGUCUGCAUAUCGGAACAUGUGGAAAAGAUACUGUAACGGUGAUGUGCCGUCUUUAAAGCGCAUAGAACUGCUGCAAGAGCAAGGUGUUUCUGAGGCAGGAGUAAUCAAAAGCUCUGAGCCUACUAGCAUCACAUUCUCAGUUGAGGACUCUCCUGAAUCUAUCAAGGUGAAUGGGUAUACUGAGGUUUCAUCAUCAAUGGUGAAUCACUCUUCUGAAGAAAAUGGAAGCCAGAGUCAGUCGAGUACUACUACUCAUACUACAAAUUCAAACAAAGUAAGCUGAAAUUGAAUCAGGUCUUGGCAGUCAUGUAAGGCGUGUGGAGAGACUUGCUUGCAGUGUAUACAUACCUGGUAGACAGAACCUGCUGUGUGUAUAAUAUGUGGCUGUAUCCUGCAGAGUUAAAAGCCAUUAUUUACCAUGGUUACAGCCCAAUAUUUCCUAUUAUAGGAUCAAUUUUUUUUGGAAGAGUUCUGGCAGUAAUUGGUAUUUGGAAAUUUUUCAUGCCAGAAUCAUAGCAAAUUGGGAAGAGAUUUGUGAACUGUUACAAUUAGGUACCUGUAUCACAAUUUUUCCCCCCGGAUCAUAGAGGUUAGCGGUGGCUUGUAAAUUGUAAGGAGAGUUUUAGUAGUUUUGUUUUCCUCCUUUCUUUUGUGAUUUCUAAGUGGCUUGGGCGGAUAGCCAGAGAAGGGUGUCAAAUGAUUUAGUUUACGUAUGAAUUGGAGUCUGCUCUCAUUAACAGUGAAUAUGAUGAAAUGGAGCAAAAAUAUUUAUCGCAUGAUCUACCGAUUUAGGUGCU
This is a messenger RNA of Jatropha curcas, 3657 nucleotides long. RefSeq names its product Tetratricopeptide repeat (TPR)-like superfamily protein (gene SPY). The record is from RefSeq and is a predicted model, not a curated record. NCBI's taxonomy places the organism in Eukaryota, Viridiplantae, Streptophyta, Magnoliopsida, Malpighiales, Euphorbiaceae. Gene Ontology annotation, molecular function: protein binding.